AUGGACAUCCUGCACUAUUCAACAGCCGAACCCAAGCACCGAGAAGAGAUUCGUGAAUUUCUCAUGAACCAUUUUUUAGUGGAAGAAACUAUGAAUGCGGCUACUAGUAUUACAGAAGAGGAAUUUGCUCCGUUCGCCGACUCUACAUUGGCUAGUUCAUUACGGACUCCGUACUCCGCGAUAUGCCGAGGUGGAAACGGCAAGAUCGUUGGUGUCGCCUUACACUCAGUACAUCGACGUGACGAACCUGUUAAUCCUGAACCAUUGGGAGGCAAACCCAAGCGUCCGGAAAUAAAUGCCAUUGCUUCGAUAUGUAACGAUUGCCAUGGUAGCAUAUGGAAAUUACUUGAUCCAGAAAUAAACACUAUACUCGAACUGGAUAUUAUCAGUGUUGCAGAAAAAUAUCAACGGCGAGGUAUUGCGCGAAAAAUGCUUGAGAAAUCUCAAUCACCGCAGAUGCUUCAGGAGAACAACAUCCAAGGAAUUGUCACCCAAGCAACAUCACUUGCCAAUCAAACAUUGCUACAAAAGCUAGGGCAUAAGGUUCUUAUGGAUGUGCCUUUCACACAUUAUGUUGAUGAAAGAGGUACACAGCUCAUCAGACCUCUUGACGGGACGCAAUUUGUGAAACUCUUUUGGAAACCUAAUCAGUUUUCUUAA
Molecule: messenger RNA, 660 nt
Organism: Cooperia oncophora
Lineage: Eukaryota; Metazoa; Nematoda; Chromadorea; Rhabditida; Trichostrongylidae
Source: the annotation of a GenBank genome assembly